Molecule: messenger RNA, 1945 nt
Organism: Leptonychotes weddellii (Weddell seal)
Lineage: Eukaryota; Metazoa; Chordata; Mammalia; Carnivora; Phocidae
Source: RefSeq, a predicted model, not a curated record
GGGAGACCUUAAAGGCCCUGCAAGCUGGCCCUGCUGAGGGUCCCGGGGGAGAAGGCUGCGCGCGGCGAGCGGAGGGAAGGUGCGCGGGAGCCGGAGCGGGCGCUGGAGCUGUGGGCAGGAAAACACUCUUUUCAGAGCAUCUCCUGGCAUCACCAGAAAUGUCUUCCUUAAGUGGAAAAGUCCAAACGGUUUUGGGCCCCAUGGAGCCCAGCAAACUGGGCCGUACUCUGACCCACGAACAUCUGACAAUGACCUUUGACCACUGUUACUACCCACCUCCUCCGUGUCAUGAAGCUGCCUCUCAGGAACCUAUUAUGAAGAAAAACUUAUUCUGGAUUCAAAAAAACCCUUAUUCCCAUAAAGAGAAUCUUCGGCUGAAUCAGGAGACCGAAGCUGUAAGGGAAGAAUUGCUGUAUUUUAAAGCCAACGGUGGAGGGGCUCUGGUGGAGAACACAACCGUUGGGAUUAGCCGAGACGUGAAGACUCUGAGGUGGCUUGCGGAGCAGACGGGCGUCCAUAUCAUAUCUGGAGCUGGGUUUUACGUGGAGGCAACUCACUCUCCGGAGACCAGAGCCAUGUCAGUGGAGCAGCUUACUGAUGUCCUCAUUCAUGAAAUUCUCCAUGGGGCCGAUGGAACGACUAUCAGGUGUGGCGUCAUUGGAGAAAUUGGUUGCUCCUGGCCUCUGGCUGAGAAUGAGAGGAAAGUUCUUCAAGCAACUGCUCAUGCUCAGGCUCAGCUGGGCUGUCCUGUUAUUAUUCAUCCUGGGAGGAAUCCAAGUGCACCAUUUCAGAUCAUCCGAGUGUUGCAAGAAGCAGGUGUAGACAUCUCCAAAACAGUUAUGUCCCACAUCGAUAGGACUAUACUUGAUAAAAAGGAACUACUAGAGUUUGCUCAACUUGGCUGUUACUUGGAAUAUGAUCUCUUUGGGACCGAACUCCUUCAUUACCAAUUCAACCCGGAUAUCGACAUGCCCAAUGAUAAUAAAAGAAUUAGAAGGCUCUAGUAAUCAGCUUGGUGACUUCCAACAAUUCUCCCUUUAAGCCAUCAAACUACUGAGGAAGGUAAUGCAUCCACCUUGGAGACUCUUUUCAGGUUCCUAAAUGUACACCGAUUUCAGCAUUUUCUCUGGGACUAUGAUGCAUCCUUUCCUUAGCCCGAUAUCCCCAUUUCUGCCUAAGUGUACUCUACUAUCUUUUCAUAUUAUAAGUUAACUAUUUAGAUCCUGCUUGAUCUGUAGUGCGUGUUUCAUCGCUUUUAAAAAGAUAAUAUUAAUUUGACAUUUCGUUAAUCUUGCUAAUGAAUGAAUAUCAACCCACAAACUGUUGUUUCCAGCAUAUCUCAUGUUCAUUGAUGCUACUAUAAUUAAUUAAUGCAUUCUUAGAAAAAAACCGGGUCUUUAAUCAUUUUAUAGUUCUAAUCUCAAGCCACUUUUAGCUUUUAUUAUAGUGGCUUAUUAUAGUGGUAUUACAGUGACUGUAUUCACAUAGCAAUUUUUGAAUUCAGGUUUUCUGCUAAAGGCAUACGAGCACAUUAAAAUUAUAUUUCCUGUCUCUCUGUAAAGCCAUCCGAGUCCAACUUUUACCUUUCAUAUGCACUGUUAUGGGCUCUCAACAAAUGGUAUGAUUAAAUUUGUGUUGAUGGUUUCAUGGGGAAUAUGAGAACUGUGAUCCUUUUAGUGGCAUGUUUGUGAGAACAUAGGAGCUCAUGUGGCUUUAGCAUUAUCUUAUUAAGGAGGGUUUAUCAUUAGAGACAAUAUUUAUGGUAACAUUUGCUAAUUUAAUUAAUUGCUACUGAUGCUCUCAUAAUUUCAUUUUCAUUGUACUUCUGUGGAAUCAUAAACAAAAGGUUAAGUGGUGCAUCAGGUUAAUUUACUGGCCUUUGAUGUUUCCAUCUGUGAUCCUGCAUUCAACACAAAGCAUAAAUAAAAUGGUUCUCAUAUGGUUA